AUGAUUAUGGAGAAUGAACAUACAAAUUUAAAAAAAUGUGAAAAACUGAAUCACGUACCAAGGUUUCCAGUACAUCCUUCAAGUUCUUCACAACACGAUACUAAGUUUUCCAAAACAUAUUUAAAUAAAGAUAAAAAGGUACUCUCAGCUGGGAUGCUGCUGUAUUAUUUAGCAGCUAUAUUCAAAGGGUUACACCCUCGAGUAGACGACGACUUCGUUGACAAAUUAAAUUACCAUUAUACUUCAGCCAUUAUUUUUGCCUUUGCAAUUAUUGUAUCAGCUAAACAAUAUGUUGGUUAUCCUAUUCAAUGUUGGGUUCCAGCACAAUUUACAGAUGCAUGGGAACAAUAUACUGAAAAUUAUUGUUGGGUUGAAAAUACUUAUUACCUACCAUUAACAAGUGCAUUUCCAUUAGAAUAUGGUGAUCGUAGAGCUCGCCAAAUAAGUUAUUAUCAAUGGGUACCUUUUGUUUUAGCUUUAGAAGCAUUAUUAUUUUAUGUACCAUGUAUAAUGUGGAGAGGACUUUUACAUUGGCAUUCUGGAAUAAAUGUACAAAGUUUAACACAAAUGGCUUGUGAUGCACGAAUGAUGGAUACAGAUGCCAGAGCAGCAACUGUUCAAACAAUUGCUGGACAUAUGGAAGAUGCUCUUGAAAUACAAAGAGAAGUAACUGAUGUUUCUAGCAUGUGUGUUGGUCAACGUUGGGGAUCAUAUGUUACAUGCUUAUAUGUAUUUAUUAAAAUGCUAUAUUUAGUAAAUGUCGUAGGACAAAUAUUUUUAUUAAAUGUUUUCUUAGGAACAGAUAAUCUUUUUUAUGGUUUUCAUAUAUUAAAAGAUUUAUUAAAUGGAAGAGAAUGGGAGAUAAGUGGAAAUUUUCCUAGAGUAACUAUGUGUGAUUUUGAAGUUCGUGUUCUAGGAAAUGUACAUCAUCAUACUGUACAAUGUGUCUUAAUGAUAAAUAUGUUUAAUGAAAAAAUAUUUUUAUUUUUAUGGUUUUGGUUUUUUAUGGUAUCAAUAGUAUCAACAUUUUCAAUGGCACAUUGGAUGUUAAUUUCAUUCCUUCCAGGACAGCAUAUGAAAUUUGUGCGCAAAUAUCUUAGAGCAACAGACUUAGCAACAGAUCGACAAUCUGUUAAAAAAUUUGUCCAUAAAUUUCUUGGAUUUGAUGGUGUAUUUUGUAUGCGAAUGAUAAGUGCUCAUGCUGGUGAUAUCAUGGCUACAGAAUUAAUUGUAGCAUUAUGGCAUAAUUUCAAUGACCGUGUUCGAAAAAGUCCAAUUGAAAUGUUUGAGGGAGGUGUAAGUCAAAGUCCUUCUAAAUUAGACGCAAACUUUAAAACAUGGUUAUUAGGGCAAACAAGAGGCAAACCCCAAUUUGACGGUUCAAAUCCUACAAGAGGAAAAAAAAGAAGAAAAUCAGAUGGAUAUUUUACAUUUGUUUAA
Messenger RNA from Strongyloides ratti, 1440 nucleotides. RefSeq names its product Innexin family-containing protein. Lineage: Eukaryota; Metazoa; Nematoda; Chromadorea; Rhabditida; Strongyloididae. Gene Ontology annotation, molecular function: gap junction channel activity. The record is from RefSeq and is a predicted model, not a curated record. Gene Ontology annotation, cellular component: plasma membrane; gap junction. The transcript is spliced from 6 exons. Bases 1 to 1440 code for a protein of 479 amino acids.